Trematomus bernacchii (emerald rockcod) is the source of this 3025-nucleotide messenger RNA. Its product is annotated as metal transporter CNNM1-like. The transcript has 12 exons. Gene Ontology annotation, molecular function: transmembrane transporter activity. Gene Ontology annotation, cellular component: plasma membrane. NCBI's taxonomy places the organism in Eukaryota, Metazoa, Chordata, Actinopteri, Perciformes, Nototheniidae. Bases 107 to 2317 code for a protein of 736 amino acids. Gene Ontology annotation, biological process: magnesium ion homeostasis; transport. The record is from RefSeq and is a predicted model, not a curated record.
CAUUGAGGUUUUGGGGUCCUUCAAGUCAGCGUCCAGUCAGAACUCGGUGUUAGUGGAGCUGCUGGCGAAGGAUCUGCGCAGAGGAGAGAAGAUCAAGUUCUACUCCAUGUGCGCGUUUGACGGAUCCAAAUGGGAACAUUACCGGACCAGGGACUUCUGGGUGUCCGUGGUGGAGAGAUCUGCUGUCCCGGAGCUGUGGCUGCAGGUUCUGGUGUCGGUCCUGCUGCUGGGUCUCUCGGCCCUCUUCAGCGGUCUGAACCUCAGCCUGCUGUCUCUCGACCCGGUGGAGCUGCAGGUCCUUCAGAACAGCGGCACGGACAAGGAGCAGAACUACGCCCGAAAGAUCGAGUCGGUUCGCCGGCACGGGAACUACGUCCUGUGCACGCUGCUGCUCGGCACCGCCAUCAUCAACGCCUCGCUGGCCGUGUGGAUGUGUCAGAUCCUGGGCAUGACCUGGCUCUCCACGGUCAUCUGCGCCUUCGGGAUCUUCUUCAUCGGGGAGAUUCUUCCGCACUCGGUGGCGUCGCGACACGGCCUCGCCAUCGCCUCCAAAACCAUCUGGGUGACGCGCCUCCUCAUGGUGCUCUCCUUCCCCGUCUCAUACCCCAUCAGCAAACUCCUGGACCUCAUCCUCAACCAGGAGAUCUCCAUCUUCUACACCCGGGAGAAGCUCCUGGAGAUGCUGCGUGUUUCCGACCCGUACCACGACCUGGUGAAGGAGGAGCUGAACAUCAUCCAGGGAGCGUUGGAGCUGCGCACCAAAACGGUGGAGGACGUUCUGACGCCGCUCAGCGACUGCUUCAUGCUGUCCUCAGACGUGGUGCUGGACUUCAACACCAUGUCGGACAUGAUGCAGAGCGGCUACACCCGGAUCCCCGUGUAUGAGAACGAGUGCUCCAACAUCGUGGACAUCCUGUUCGUGAAGGACCUGGCCUUCGUGGACCCGGACGACUGCACCCCUCUGAAGACCAUCACCCAGUUCUACAAACACCCGCUGCACUGCGUGUUCAACGACACCAAGCUGGACGCCAUGCUGGAGGAGUUCAAGAAAGGGAAGUCCCACCUGGCCAUCGUGCAGCGCGUCAACAACGAGGGCGAGGGAGACCCUUUCUACGAGGUGCUGGGCAUCGUGACCCUGGAGGACGUCAUCGAGGAGAUCAUCAAGUCAGAGAUCCUGGACGAGACAGACCUCUACACUGAUAACCGUACUAAGCGGCGUGUUUCUCACCAUGAGAGGAAGCAGCAGGACUUCUCCAUCUUCAAGCUGUCGGAGAACGAGAUGAAAGUGAACAUUUCUCCUCAGCUGCUCAUGGCCACACACCGCUUCCUGUCCACAGAGGUGGAGCCCUUCAAACCCGCUCACAUCUCAGAGAAGAUCCUGCUGAGGCUGAUCAAACACCCGAGCGUCGUUCAGGAACUCAAGUUCGACGAGAAGAACAAACGAUCGCCGCAUCACUUCCUGUUCCAGCGCAACAAACCUGUGGACCACUUCAUCCUCGUGCUGCAGGGUCGAGUGGAGGUGGAGUUCGGAAAGGAGGCGCUGAAGUUUGAGAACGGAGCUUUCUCUUACUUUGGGGUUCCCUCCAUCAUGCCAACAGUGCACAGAUCCCCCUCCCGCAGCAGUGGUCUGGACCGCUCUGAAACCAUGCUGAAUGGAGGCAGCUCGAGCCAACUGAGCGGCGGGGGGAACGUCUACCUGCCGGAUUAUUCUGUCCGACAGCUCACAGCCCUGCAGGUCAUCAAGAUAACCCGGAGCCACUACCAGAACGCGAUGACAGCCUCUCGGAUGGACAGCUCCCCUCAGACUCCAGAUGCAGACGCCUGCCUGGCAGAGGACGUCUCCCCGACCCCAGGACCUCCUGCUGGGCCUCGAGAUCACAGCAGCAGCACCCCCUCCUCCUCCACCCCCUCCACCCUGAUGCCCCCCCCCUCCACCCUCAUGCCCCCCCCCAGGGAGCACUACAGACCCAGCUCAGCGAGGGCCAGAGGGCAGCAGUCCGGCGUCACACCCUCCACCUCGCUGCUGAACGAGAAGAACCGCAUCGUCCGAAGCAAGUCGGACGGUCAGAAGAGUCCCAGUGAUUCAGUGUUCCUCAGGAUGGACGAGAUCCCGUACAUCAGAGAGGACAGAUCUGAGGCGGACGCACACGAUGACAUGGCCUGUGUAGCCAUAGAAACGGACACGUCUCCUUUCAUCAGCAGCCUGUCUCUGAGCGGCUCAGAGGACACACUGGGCAAGAAACUCCUGCUCAAACUCAGCCACAGGAAGAGGAAAAAAUCCCGGGAAGGAGAAAAGACACCAGAGGACAUUUCAUAACAGCCGCUUGUGAAAACCUAGUAGAGAGAGUGUGUGAGUGUGUGUGAACUCCACCGUCUCCUGAUGGUUCUUUAAGAUGUUUGUAAAGACGAUGUGGUUGGUAAACUACAGCUAUCAGAGUUUUAUCUGAAAAAAAACACACACCCCCGCUGUAGGAGAUGAAGUGGUCCAUCAGCAGGAAUGUACUGAACACAUGGAUGGAAGAAACCAUUUAAAUCAAAACAGACGGGGGUCGCAUCUUUGGCAAUAUGCAUCGAACUGAAGCUUCUUCACAGGUUUUUCAUGCUUGUAUAUAAAGGAAUGACUUUGAAUGUAUAAUGUUUGUAGAAAGAUAAUAGUUUUUAUACACUAUAUACCCUCCUCAUGCAAUCACCUCUCUAAUGAAGCUAAAGGGAAUAACUGUACACAGGAAACGGAUGAAAGACACCAAAGAUGUUGCUGUUUUUGUACAACGCUUCUCAUCGCUCAACAGAAGUAAACUGCAUUGUGUUCAUGCUUUUAAUUUUUGCUUGUUUCUCUGCUAGAGUGGUGCACUGAUUAUAUAUUUUUGUAGGUUGACCCGGAAGACAGCAUCUCCCUGGUUCCCUCGACAAAAAGCCAAUGGGAUUUGAGAAAAUAAUCUAUGUGUCAAAGAAACAUUUAUGAGGAUAAUCUCCAAAUAUUAACACCACUUUAUGAUUCUUGAAGUAAAAAGCUAACUUUAGGCUA